GAGAGAUUGAGAAUAGAAAGUAUACUGUGCGAUUCAGAGUCACAUACUAAUACUGAAAUCUUAAUUAAUUGUCAUAGACCUUGAUCAAUAUCACAGUAUUCAAUUAAAUUAUUGUUUUGUAUAGAUCAUGUUUAACAUUUUUUAUCCUAGAGAGAUUGCGCUCACAGCUUUUUAUUAUAUUUUCGAUUAUUCAGUAAUUGACAACUAUGCGAAUUAUUAUGUUUUAAAGGUUUUGGUAUAUUUAAAAUAAUUGUUUUUUAUUCAAUAAUAAAUUUCAAUACUUUAGACUUUUAGAAUUUAUUGAUUUUUCUUUGGAUAUUAUAAUUACAUUCGUAUUUAUUAUAUCGUUAAAAUUAGAAUAAAUAUUAUACAAAUAAAAAGUAUCAAUAAAAUUCAUCUAAAUUGAUUUCUACUUGACUGAUUUCUAAUGACUAUAAUAAUUAUAAUCUAUUGAAUAAAACGUAUUUGAUAUUUCACAAUAACUAGACAUAACAUGAUGGAAAAAAGUAUUUUUUGAUUUAUAUCAUUUAAUAUUAUAUUACUUUUUUCUUUCAAGGUCAUUUAUUCAAGUGUAACGAAAACAUCAAAUUUACUUCCUUUCAUCUGGAUGGUCUAUCUAUUAAAGGUAUUUUGCGAUUUGUUUUGAUUCAUUCUUUUCUAAAAUGGGUACAGUUUCUCUUCGAAAUCACCAAAUUUAUCAUAUUACUGAAAAAAGACAAAUCGAAUAUAUUUACAUCAAUAUGAUUACAUCAAAAUUGUCAAGUCGAUCAUCAAGAUGUUUUAUGAGUAAAAGCAUUAUUAAAAGAAAUACAUAAUAAUAAAUGUUAUUCACGAAAGUAAAUAUUUAUUGAUUGCACCAGUUUCAUACGUUUCAAUACUUUUAAAAGUUUAGCUUAGUAGGAAAUUAUUUUUUGUAAUGAUGAGAAUAAAUGUAAGAAAUAUUUAAAUUUAACUUAUGCUAUCGAUAUUUGUACAGAUCAUGAUUAAUUAAAAAAUAUUAAUUGAUCGAUUUUUAUCAUCAUUAAAAUUUCCUUUUUAUUGGAAAAUCGUCAUUUAAAUACAAUUUUAUCAUCAGGAACAACAUCAUAUGAUAAUACAAAUGCACUUCAAUUUUGUGAAGAACAAUUAACUGUUCACGAAAAAUAUUUAUCAAAUCCAAAACAUAUUUCUAUUGGGCAAAUUCUUCAGAAAAUGGGUGAUUUAUCAAAUGAUAUUUAUUAUUAUCGAAAAGCAAUGGAUAUCUUUAAUAAUAACAUAAGAUUCAAUUAUUUAUCAACUGAGAAAGCUGCUAGCGCAAUUACUGCGGGAUUAACAAUAUGA
Molecule: messenger RNA, 1320 nt
Organism: Adineta steineri
Lineage: Eukaryota; Metazoa; Rotifera; Eurotatoria; Adinetida; Adinetidae
Source: the annotation of a GenBank genome assembly